GAUAAUGGGUGGCAUUCCCAUUCUAUUAUGGUGGGGAAAAGAUACAUCAGUCAUAGACAGGCUAAUUUGCCGACGUUAUCACUGGUGGUGGACCCAACGACAUGCCGAUGCUGCCCACUAAGUUCACAGACCAGCUACAUUCAUCGGGGCUAAUACCUAGAGAUCCAGAGCCAAGAAAAGUGUUCACAAGAAGAUAUACGUACCGUGGUCGGGAUGAAUGGUACGAGAAGCUGAUGCACGAUUAUUUUCUUCCUGGCUGUGUGUUCUCUGAUGAAAAUUUCCAAGGCCGAUUCCGCAUGCCCAGACAUUUGGUGCUAAAGAUUAUUGGUGAGCUUUGUCAGGUAUAUUUCGCUAUCAACGGGAAUCACUACAUUCAUGGUUAUUAUCUUGCAGAUGGAAUUUAUCCAAAAUGGUAAACUUUAGUUCAAUGUCCACCUGCCGAUGAAAUGGGUCGUUCAUACUCGUAUUUCAAUAGUAAACAAAUGAAUCUGAGAAAGGAUGUGGAACGAGCUUUUGGAAUUCUGAAGCGGAAGUUCGCAAUCAUUUGUGGGCCUUAUCAUGGUCUAAGUGCUCGUGAAAUGCAUAAGACUAUGUUGACUUGCAUCAUUAUGCAUAACAUGGUUAUCCAGGAGACUCGUCGUAAUAAGAAUUGGACUAACCAUCAAGAUGAAGACUUAAGGCCUGAGAUUAUACCAGCAAGAGGAUUACGUGCAAGGAACUAUGCGCAAAUGACCAGCAAUAUUGAGAACAGAACUCUGUAUAACAUGUAAAGGGAAGAUCUCAGAGCGAAUUUGUGGGUUGAGUUUGGAAGAGAUGAGGGACGAAUUGAGUAGUGUUGUUUCAUUUGUUUUUUUUAUUAUUAUUAUUGUUUCAUUUUUAUUUUUUUAAAUUGUUUAAGUUUCAUUUGUUGUUCCAUAAUUUUUUUUGGUAGCUGUUUUAAGUUUAAAUUUUGUAACAGUCAUUAAAAU
This is a messenger RNA of Papaver somniferum (opium poppy), 968 nucleotides long. RefSeq lists its product as uncharacterized. NCBI's taxonomy places the organism in Eukaryota, Viridiplantae, Streptophyta, Magnoliopsida, Ranunculales, Papaveraceae. The transcript is spliced from 3 exons. The coding region runs from base 102 to 416 and encodes 104 amino acids. The record is from RefSeq and is a predicted model, not a curated record.